AUGUCCAAGGAAGAUAAAAAACUGCCCGACUGGUCGAAAUUGUCGGGUAUUGUUAUUUCCAGUGCUUCCCAUGCUCUGGCAGAGGUCAAACAAAUGAGCAAUCAGGCCGUGUCCCCGCCCGAUGUAAACCUGCCUGACUGGUCGAAAGUGUCGGGCGCUGUUCUAUCCCGUGCGUCUGAUGCUCUGGCAGAGGUCAAACAAUUAAGCAAUCAGGCCAUAUCUAAGAAAGAUGAUAUAAACCUCCCGAACAUAGACUGGUCGAAAGUAUCGGGUGAUAUCAUCUCUCAUGGGUCCGGCGCUCUGACAGGGGCUAAACAAUUGGUUAAUCAGGUUUCCGCAUAUGGCCACUGGAGCUCUGAUAUGCCAGCGUUUCAGCAAUACCAGGAGAAGGCGCGGCAGCUCAUAGGGAUGAUAUCGAAUCCGUUCAGUGUCCACUGGAUCAAAGUGUGGGGGACUAUUCUCGCGGGCACUUCCAAUUUGAGGGACAAUAUUCUCUCGGGCGUUUUCAAAUUGUGGGGUGCCAUUCCCUCGGUCCCUUUCAGAUUGUGGAGCUUCAUCCUUUCUAAAUUGCGGGGCACUGCCAGAGUUCCAAUUCCCUUGAGCACUUCCGAUUCCAAUUCGUUUACUGUCCUAUCCUGUGUUUCGCAUGCUCUGACAGGAGUCAACGCCUGGUCGAUUAGGCAUCCAUAUUUCGCAGCUGCAGUUUUGCUAUCCAUCUCUGGGGACUCUGAUAUCCUUCUUGGGCCAUUGACGGGAAAACCUGCACCGUACACUGGGACCUCGACUGUUCCCAAUUACUGCAAAAAUCCGAUCACGAAUAGAUGCGAGAAUGUGGAUGCAUGCAAAAGUGAAUCGACGGUCGUGCUUAGUGUCUCUUGGUUGACGGGUCUUGGAGCUAUGUUUGUUUUGGGUAGGACAUGGGGCUGGUGGGAUUGA
Messenger RNA from Suillus fuscotomentosus, 936 nucleotides. RefSeq lists its product as uncharacterized. NCBI's taxonomy places the organism in Eukaryota, Fungi, Basidiomycota, Agaricomycetes, Boletales, Suillaceae. The transcript has 6 exons. The coding region runs from base 1 to 936 and encodes 311 amino acids. The record is from RefSeq and is a predicted model, not a curated record.